This is a messenger RNA of Schistosoma spindalis, 1255 nucleotides long. NCBI's taxonomy places the organism in Eukaryota, Metazoa, Platyhelminthes, Trematoda, Strigeidida, Schistosomatidae. The record is from the annotation of a GenBank genome assembly.
ACUUGUUAAGUACAUUUAAAUACAAAAUUAAAACAUCAACUAGACAAAUGGAGGGUAAGAGAAGACAAGCAUAAUCAAAAAUAUAAUGUAAAAAUAAUCACUAUGGAUAAUAAGCUUAAGUUUAAGAAUGUUGAAAAUUUUCUCUCUAAAUUUCGUGAUCCACAAACUCAUCGUUUUCAUUCAGUUACUGCAUUAGACUUUCUUAAAUGUUGGCAACAUUACGAUACAGAUGGAAAUGGUUAUUUAGAAGGUGAAGAAUUAAAUGGAUUCCUACGGGAAUUCAUCACUAGUGUAAUACCUGAUGAAAUCGGCAGUGAAAUAAUAUCGGAAACAGCAAUGCAACAAUUAAUGACAGAAGUUAUGGAUGCAUACGAUGAAAAUAAUGAUGGACGCAUUGAUAUUAAUGAAUUAUGUCAAAUAUUACCUACUGAAGAAACAUUUCUAGCUUUAUUUCAAAUAGAUACUCCAUUAUCUUCCAGUGUGGAAUUUAUGCGUGUAUGGAAACAAUUCGAUACAGAUUUAAGUGGUUCAAUUGAUUCAAAUGAAUUAAAAAAUUUCUUGAAACAUUUAAUUAUCAUUUCAAAAGUUGAAGUAACUGAUGAAAAAUUAGAUGAAUAUACAGAAACACUAAUUAGAUUAUUUGAUCGUAAUGGAGAUGGUAAGUUACAAUUAAGUGAAAUGGCAAGAUUAUUAAGAGUAAAAGAGAAUUAUCUUAUUAAACCAUUAUUUAAUAAUAAUAAUUGUUUAGAUGAAAGAACAAUUGAUAGAAUAUUUAGAAAAUAUGAUACUGAUAAUAAUGGUGUAUUAGAAAAUGAAGAAUUAAUGGGAUUUUUAAAAGAUUUAUUAGAAGCUAAUGGUGAAGAAGUUAAUGAAGAAGGUUUAAAAAUUAUGAAAGAAGGUAUUUUAAAACAAUGGGAUAUUAAUAAAGAUGGUAAAAUUGGCCGACAAGAAAUUAAUGAUUUGAUUUUACAAACAGUUCAUAUAUUACAAGAAAAAGAACAUUUAAAGAAAUUCAAUAAUUUAUAAAUAAACUGGUUAAGAAUUGUCCUAUUGUUUUGCUUCUCUUAAUUAAUUUUGCUUUCUAUUCAUUAACAAUAAUAAUAACAAUAAUAAUUUAUCGAUGCAGUUUUAUUUGUGACGAGAAAAAAAAAGAAAAGAAAAAAGAAAAUCACAAUAAAUUAAUUCAUCUAGCCAAAUAAUUAUCUUUUGUUUAUUUUGACCGUUUUCUUACAAAUAGAAUGUAAUUCUUAAUAAA